AUGGCACUCAAGGACUCCUGCAAGACGCUUGUGGAGCCCGAAGUGGCCAUUCACCAGAUCCGGAUCACCCUCACCAGUCGCAACAUGAAGUCACUCAAGAAAAUGUGUGCUGACCUGAUUAGAGGAGCCAAAGAAAAGAACUUGAAAGUGAAGGGACUUGUUCGAAUGCCCAUCAAGACACUUCAAAUAACAACUAGAAAAACUCCUUGCGGUGAAGGUUCUAAGACUUGGGAUCGCUUUCAGAUGAGAAUCCACAAAUGUCUCAUUGGUUUGCACAGUUCUGAAAUUGUGAAGCAGAUCACUUCUAUCAGCAUUGAACCAGGUAUAGAAGUUGAAGCUACCAUUGCAGAUGCCUAA
Messenger RNA from Dromiciops gliroides (monito del monte), 357 nucleotides. RefSeq names its product 40S ribosomal protein S20-like. NCBI's taxonomy places the organism in Eukaryota, Metazoa, Chordata, Mammalia, Microbiotheria, Microbiotheriidae. The transcript has a single exon. The coding region runs from base 1 to 357 and encodes 118 amino acids. The record is from RefSeq and is a predicted model, not a curated record. Gene Ontology annotation, cellular component: cytosolic small ribosomal subunit; ribosome. Gene Ontology annotation, biological process: translation. Gene Ontology annotation, molecular function: structural constituent of ribosome.